AGCGUGCUGUUUGGUUUGCGUGCAGUGGUGUGUACUGUCAUUUGGACCCAUGGAUUAAGGAGCUGCUGCGUCGAGAAACAAGCAGCAUUUGGGAACUAAAUUACAAAUUAAAACGUUAAGACCAGAGUGCGUAGGUGGAUCUUGUGGUGAGCUUUGUGUAUCCUGCACAUGUAGCAGAUGAUCCAGUCACAUAGCCUGAAGGCUGCACUGCAACAAUGCCCGAGUCCUCCCUGGUCACGGAUAUUCGCAGGAGCUCUCUUGAAUGUAGAACAUCCCCCUUGAGACAGUUUAGCCAAUCAUCGCUGUCACUACACAGAAAGUCCUUCAUGCUCAGUACCUUCUGCACAGAGAACAACGUGCAAGAAUGUCUAUCACACAUCAAUCAGGAGGUGUCAUCUCUUGGCCUGCCACCAGUUUGGACAGAGUCAGGCGGCAGCUCAGAGAUGAAUGUCGUGGCUGUGCUGAACUGCAUGUACGACCUGAUUCAGCUGCACCGCAGAGACCUCCGAACCCUGGAAAACAUGGAAUUGGAGCAGCUUAAGUCCAGCAGCAAUGUGGACUCCCUGCAGCUCACCAGCACCAAACUAAAAGAGCAGCUUGAACUGUCCAAAAGAGAGAACACGGGACUGCUUGAGAGAGAACGACAGCUACAGCUGAAAGUGAAGAGUUUGCAAAACUGCCUGAAAAAUGAAAAAGAAGAGGUUCAAAAACUUCAGAACAUAAUUGCCAGCCGGGCCAGCCAGUACAAUCAUGAGAUGAAAAGGAAAGAAAGAGAAUUUAACAAGCUGAAGGAGCGCUUGAAUCAACUUCUGGUUGACAAAAAGGAGAGGAAACAAGCCAUUGAUGUAUUGAACAACAUUGGAAGAGCUGAUGGGAAGAGAAGCCUUUGGAAAACUGAAAAGACAGAGGCAAAGCAUGAGGGGGAGAUGUAUAAGACUCUGCUCAGUGACUAUGACACCAGACAAAGGGAGCUGCUGCUGGAAAAUGCAGAGUUAAAGAAAGUGUUGCAGCAGAUGAAAAAAGACAUUGUGUCCAUUCUAAGUUCAAGGAAACCAACUUAUAAAGGCGACAAACAUCAACAAGAUGAUGGCAUACAGGCUGACUCGGAGGAGGAAGAGGAAGUGUUUGAUUCCACUAAAGAAAGCGUGGAGCUGUACUGUGUUCACGCCCGGGAGAAGCUGACCAACAGUAUUCGCCUCCAGUGGAGGAGACUCAAGAGCCACGUUGAACGAUUGGACAGCCAAGCUUCUUUAGCUCAUUUUGGCGAGAGUAAAAACACUGAUGCAGUUUCCAGAGAGACUCAUGAGGAGGAGAUGGAAAGACUGAAGCAGGAGAUCCAGCAGUGCAGAGACUUUAUUCAAACACAACAGCAGCUCCUGCAGCAGCAGCUGAGCUCUCCAUGUGAUGAGGAGACGGCAUCCCUGCUGAGCGACUGCUACAUGCUGCAGGAGAAGGAGCGCCUCCGAGAAGAGUGGACGACUCUAGAGGAACAGAGAAAGAUCUUUGAGAGGGAGAGAAGGAACUUCACUGAAGCAGCUAUAAGACUUAGCCACGAGAGGAAGGCCUUUGAGGAGGAUCGAGCGACGUGGCUCAAACACCAGUUUUUAAACUUGAGUCCAUUUGCUGACUCAAAGAAACCCCAGAUUUCAAAGUCUAAAAGUGCCUUUUUAAUAUCUGAAACAAAAGUGAGUAGUGCAUCAGGUCCAGAAAAGCUCAUCAAAUGCCCGCCUGACACAGCCUCACCCAGAUGUGUGCCACUCACAUCGCCAUCAACAGCCGACCUAUAUCGCACACUUUGCCUUAACCCAGAAAACAGCUCAACCAAACCAAAGACAACGACUGAACAUGUUGAGGAAUCCAUGUUUCUUAAUGGAAAUGUUCCAGUUCAGCACAAACAGUGGAACGACAGUGAAGACCUCAGCCGCCACACACUCACAAAGGAAAAGAACAGCUCUAUAUGAAGCAAAAAACCUUCAUCAUGUGAAUCAGAAAUAAAGUUAAUGUCCAUUUAUUAUGGACGAAUAUGUGAUACUUCAGAAAUACACCUGGCUUGUGAAUGACAAACACUUGCCGAUAGACUGUCAAAUGAUUAAAUGGCAACAGUCAAAGCCAAACAAGAGUUCUGGUUAGCUGCUUGUGUUGUGUGCUCGGUGUGACUGAAAGAAAAUGAUCAAUGUAGUUGUUUUUUUAUUAUCUUACUGUUUUAUUAAUUUAACUAUGUGAUAAAUGUAUUUAUUUAUUUAUUUAGCACUGUUAAUCGUGUAGUCAUAUCUUAAAUCUAGGUCUGAAGCUAGUAUUUUUUGGCAAUGCAGUUGUGCCACAAAAGAUCAUGUGUCUCGGUAAUGAGAUGUUGCUUGACCCUUUUUACUGGUCACUGUUGCACCUAAACCUGCCUAAAUGUUGCCAUUUAUAUCACAGCUUUUCAGCUUAUUUUAUCAUGUUGAACUUGGGAACUGGCACAAUGUUUUAGAAUGUAGAUUUAAUGCUGCUGUUUCACUGAAUGCAAUAAGAAACUGGAUUAAAUAUCAUAUCAUAUAUUAAAAUAGAAAUGUAGUUGAUAACAUUGUCUUCUAGUAACUGUUGCAGUUACAUUAGUAGUGGGUGAUGUAUGAUGUUGCAGUUAAGAGGGAAGAAAGGCUGUAAAGUUGAACACAAAUAGCAUAAUGUGUAGUAGAACGCUGACACCAGGUUAGACGACUCUGGUGUCAAUGUGAAUGUAAAUUCCUCUCUCCAUUUCUUUUUUAAGUGAAUGUGUUUAUUUUAGUGGCUUCAUAUUGACAGAUGAGAAUAAUUCUUAACACAGGAAUGUGACAUGAUGUAUUCUAGACAAUCUUAUGCUCUUGAAACACUCAUUAUACAUUCUCGAAACACAAAUAUCUUGUCAUUUGACCUUUAUUGGCCUCUCGUGGAAAAUGAGUUACUCGUCAACAGAACUGCUUCACCUGUCCCCUCCAAUGCACUGGUGUCAACUUAUAAAAAUGGAGACCACUGAGGUAAACCACACAGUGGAGUGGCAGUUCAACAGGACUGUCCAGCAAAGAGGUGAGUACUGUAAUAAAUGGCUUUGUCAUUUUCAAACAGUCUUGCUCUUGCAUGUUUUGGAGCUGAAACUGUGUUGCAGUAUUGGCAAACAUUGCUAUUAAUAUCUCUGCAAGUAUGGGUGAUGUUAUGGAGCUGGAAAGUACAUUAUGAAGGAAAUGUACUCAACACAGUGGUCAUGGGAUAUUGUGACGGAAACUCCUUAUUUUUUACCACAAUCAACUCUAGUAGUAUUUGGAAAUACUGAAAUGUAUUGAAAUUGGAAGAAAUAAUCCAAUUGAUUGAAUUCUUUGCAACAUUGACAUUUUUAUUUAUUUAGCAAUAAUGGUAUAAAACAGUUACAUUAAAAGCAAAAAGCAACAGUUUCAGUUGUUCACAAAAGCAACAUCUCAACAUUAUUAUAAUGUGGUCUGACCAUUCUCACAUCACCAAAAUUCAGCCAAGCUCAGGAUCGAGGGACAUUUAUCAUAAUGUUGUGCAUUUUUCCUUUAAGUAAUUCUUUAUGAAGUUGCCAUAAU
Messenger RNA from Micropterus salmoides (largemouth bass), 3557 nucleotides. RefSeq names its product afadin- and alpha-actinin-binding protein-like. The transcript has 14 exons. The record is from RefSeq and is a predicted model, not a curated record. The coding region runs from base 216 to 1961 and encodes 581 amino acids. NCBI's taxonomy places the organism in Eukaryota, Metazoa, Chordata, Actinopteri, Centrarchiformes, Centrarchidae.